This is a messenger RNA of Phanerochaete carnosa HHB-10118-sp, 1175 nucleotides long. RefSeq lists its product as uncharacterized. Bases 232 to 1035 code for a protein of 267 amino acids. The transcript is spliced from 4 exons. NCBI's taxonomy places the organism in Eukaryota, Fungi, Basidiomycota, Agaricomycetes, Polyporales, Phanerochaetaceae. The record is from RefSeq and is a predicted model, not a curated record.
GCAUGUUACAAGGCAUUCGCUAAUGCUUUUUGAUUGCAGAGCCCACUGUCACUUCCUGCGGCAAUCAACUUCCAUCUCAUUCUCUAGUCAAUGAGUAAUCCUCGCAUUGGUCAGCCGCCAUUUCUGUAUGUGCUCCAGGCAGUCUUGGCGAUGCACAAUCAUAGGCAAUGCUGCACGAACGUACACAACGAUAUCUCCGCUUGGAAGAGAUGCUUAUAGAGCGUGCCACCUAUGUCCUUGGUCAUCCUUCGAAUCCUGCGUCUGGGACUGCAUAUAAGGCCCAUCGCCUCAGGCGGAAAUACCAGCAGUCAGCCUCACAUCUUUAUUGCAUUCGUCCCUUGCACCUCGCACACACCAAGCAUGUCGCACGGCAAGCAGUUCACUCUGUUCAACCACAAGGCCGGCCCGAACGGGUGGAAGGUCGCCUUCGUCCUUGAGGAGCUCGGCCUAACCUACGAGUCUGUGUUUCCUGAGCUGGAUAUGAAGAAGCAUGAGGGUCCCGAGAGCCUCACCAAGUUCAACCCGAACGGCCGUAUCCCUGCGCUCAUCGACCACGGUAACAACGACUGCGUCAUCUGGGAGUCCAACGCGAUUAUCCAGUAUAUCGUCGACAAGUACGAUAAGGAGCGCAAGAUCUCCGCUGCCCCCGGCACGGACGAGUAUUACACGCAGCUCCAGUGGCUCUAUUUCCAGGGGACCGGUCAGGGCCCGUACUACGGCCAGCUGGCUUGGUUCAUCGUUUACCACCCGGAAAAGGUUCAGAGCGCCCUCGACCGCUACACGAACGAGGUUAGGCGAGUGCUCGGUGUCCUCGAAGGCGAGCUCUCGAAGCGGGAAUGGCUCGUCGGCAACAGGCCGACCGUCGUGGACAUCGCCUUCUUCCCCUGGAACGAGAUCACCGUCGAGCGUUUCCUCGAGAACUUCGAUUUUGAGAAGGAGUUCCCUGUUACUGCCAAGUGGCACAAGAAGAUCCUCGAGCGCCCCGCCGUCAAGAAGGUUCGGGAUGAGCGCGCCAAGCUCCUCGCUCAGAAGUGAGGUUAGCACAAGUGAUUGCGUAGAAGUAUUUUUUAGAGAGUUAGAAUGCGUUACGUACUAUAGGUGAACUUGAUAGCACUGAACGGAGCUCGUGGAUAUUCGGAGAACAGGAGAAAAAUAAUUGUUGUCUGGGAUUGGCC